AUGCCGCGAGGUCAUUUCCGAACUUCCACGGAGACCGGGACUGGCAUGAUCCAGACGCCUCCAUCGGCGUUCACGGGCACGCGCAAAGGGGCUCCGCGAAGCAGGGCGAGACGUCUCCUGCCAGUGAGGUGAGCCAUGCAACCUUGAGAUAGUAUUCUCAUCUCCUGUGGUGUGACUGACUCUGUACACUACUUUUAUUGCCUCUUGACAGGGACCUAUUUCAGAUCACUUUGCGACGUCUGCCCUCUGCUUCAUGCCUUACUUUGCCAACGGCUACGGCCUUCAGCUCAGUACCCAGGUACCGGUAACUCUUGGCCCACAUCACACCAAUCAUUUCGUUCCGAGAACCGGCGAUGCCGGGCCUGAAACCGCCCGACAACACGCUCCGAAUGCUUCCUCUUUUUCGUCCUCGUAUGCACCGUCUCCGCUCGGUGCCAUUGCUCCAUGGUAUGAGCACGAUUCCCGGUCUUUGCUGGACCAGACAUCGCAAUCAAGUCGACCGCCUGCCUUGGACUGGGCGAAUUCGGUAAAUUCUCCUGUACUCUGUGUCAUGCGGUGUUCGUACAAGGCGCAGCGCUGUUGGGGCGGGGGAGGAGCAGGAUGUUGCACAGAUACCGCGGCGCUACUGACAACCCCUGAGCGGGAAUGACAAACACUUCUGUAUUCUAGCACCCAUACUGACCGCACAUUGACUCUCAUUUCAGGCUUUCGCAACGGCUGUACCGCCGAUGCAAGGCGAUGCAAAAAGCUAUUCUGCUUCUUCGGCGUCUCAGCCCUCCACUUUCUCGUCCUCGUCGCCAUCGUUGCAUCGGCCUCAUCACGCCAUGUCCAGCCUGAGGUCACUGGAGGAAUCGAUCACGAAUGCUGGCGAUAGUUCAUUUCGCGCCGGCUGUGUAGUUCGCGACGAUGCGCCUGGUCAUUUCCUCGACCAGGUCAACGCUCAUUUGACGUACACGCAGCCACUGCUCGGUUCAUCGCAACGCUUUCAAGACUCCCAGCCUGGGUCACAGUACUCUUACUACACCAACUAUUGGCCAUCGUCAGCUUCUACUUCCUCUUCGAGCUCUGCGAUGCAAGGCUCGGCCUACCCAGAUUCUUACAAACAGUCCGCCACCCCUAUGGCCCACUAUCACGACGACCCCUCGACGUCACUGCAGUCUGUGCCCGAACACAUAUCGGCGGAGCACACCCGGAGAGCAUCUUACCCCUUCUUCGGCACCGACAUCAUUCGCGGCACGUUCUCAAGUCUACCUGCUUCUCCUGGCUCAAUGGCGACUUACGCGCCGACUUCGGGAUUUACACAAGCGAUCUCUGCUCGCGGCAUGCUGGCUUCGGGAAUGCCGAUCCCAACGCUCUCUCCCAUCAACACCAAUUUCAAUUCUUUGUUGGGUCGCACCCGAACUACGUCGUCCGCGCCGGCCCGAAGUCCGAGAACGAGACAAACUUCGACACCCGGCGAAGGGGCGAACGGGGUGUGGCCGAGCCCGAAAACGUCGGCAUCUCGCGCUCUCACGGGUGGACUUGCCGGGUCUCCUCAUACGCCCACUUCACCGCGGGCACUCCCCUCCUCCCCGAGUACGCCACUUCUUGAGUCCUUUUAUGACCCAACUUGUCCGACCGUCAUCUACGCGAAGGCCAAUCGCGUACUCGUGGGAGCUAGUCCCUCGGCGACCCCUUCGCCUGCGUCGACACCCGCCGGCACACCCCUCGUCGCAAAUGUCAAAGAUUUGCCCAUGAUCAAACAAGGGCGAGUACUGGUCGAGUCCGACGCUUUCUGCUCACACUGCCACCGCAUGCUGGCUUCGCUGAUAUUGCGGGGGAAAGAGGAGCAAUUCCAAACACCACACCGUGCCGACUUUAUCUGCUUCACAUGUCAACCACCAAUUGACGACAAAGGAGUAUCCGUCAUACCCCAGGUCGACGAAAAGGACCGGGACGAGAUCACAUAUGAAAACUCGGUCUCAGCUCUGCUCGAUUCGUUGUCCGGCGUCGACAUUCAAGCGACGGAGGAGAGACCCCCGCAAGGUCGCGGCAAGAUCGCUUUCGCUGGGAGCAAGAAACGCAAGGUCAACGUCGAGCCUCUGACGUGUGACGUCUGUCAGCGAGAUCUUGCAGCCGGUGGCCUCAGUUCGCAGCCGACCAAUCUGCCCGUCGAGCUCAUGAUUGAGGUCGUCUGCGUGUCGUGUGCAGCUAAGUACCAACGAUGCUCGGACUGUGGAGGAGGCGGAGGCGGCCGAGUUGGGUGAGCCAAGAUCAUAUUUGGCUUUGCAUACACUGAAAGGCACUGACGCCCUUCCCACAACGCUAUGAGUAGCAUCGGCAAGUGGCGCUGCAAAGAGCUAUUUCGGGACGGCCGGCGGAACUGCUCGCUUUCCCACGUCCGACAGGGGCCACACGACAUGCAAGCGUACGAGAUCUGGUCUACCAGUCAGGUGCCACCCGAGGAACUGGAUUCCAUGAUUGCCGCGAUGCGGGAUGUGACGAUCAGCGCCAUCAUGAGCAUGGGCGCGAUCCCAGACAUCUUGGAGGCACCCACGCCGUUGGCGAGAACGUAUGACGAGCUGCAGCGGUAUGCGGUCGACACGUGGUCCGUCUUCGAGCCGCUGGCAAGAAUGGCGAGUGAAAAUCGCUUCUUGUCUCCGCUCGUAUACACCGUGUUGAGGGGAUGUCUCGAUGUUUUUGUUUUCAUGAUCGAUCAGGACCAAUCGGCUGAACCUUACAUCCGUCGAUAUUUCGCGCUCCGCUGGACGACGCCCCACAAACGCAAGAAAAAGGGAGCCGCGGACCUCAAAGUCGAGCCUGCCUCUGCACGAACUUCUGUUCCCAAGACUGGGCCAGAGCCGUCGGAUGGCCGGGUCGUUAUGCGCAAGAACAAGACGCUAGCCUCGUUCAUCUUUGGCGAGCUCGACCUCCGCCUGGGAUCAGCUUUCCCUAUGCUCGUUAUGCCCAAAGGUACGCGACCUGGAGACGGUCCUGAGGGUUACGAUAAGGUUGCUGACUUCCCUACUCGACCCCCGAGCACGUGCAGGCAUCGGAGAUGCCUACGACCAAAACACUAUCCUGAUGCAAAAGAUGCUCGAUCGCAUGACCAAGGACGUUGCCGAGGGCAACGCGACGAGGAUCAGGAAUCGACAAACGCCUUGGCCCAAAUUGGACGAGGUGUGGACGAUGGGUGGGUUGAAUUUGAUCCGAGUGCGUCUCGGCUGCAUGCGCGGUAGCUGAUUUGUCUCUUCAUUUAUUGCACAACAGUCGUCUUCAAGAAAGAGUCCUCGUUCCUCAACCGCACCGGUGCGCGCCGAGGCUUCAUGCCCCUUCAAGAAUGUGAGUCAUGUUCGCAGGCCCUUCGACACGCCAGAUUACAUGCUGACAUAUUUCACCACCUAAAAAGAUCUCGCCGAACGACCCGACCGCGUCGACCACUUCCCACCGCACCGAGCAUGCUACCUCCCUCCCGAACUGA
Molecule: messenger RNA, 3460 nt
Organism: Microbotryum saponariae
Lineage: Eukaryota; Fungi; Basidiomycota; Microbotryomycetes; Microbotryales; Microbotryaceae
Source: the annotation of a GenBank genome assembly